AAAUAUUGAGCUUAUGAAAUAAUAUUGAAAAUAAAUUUUUAUCAGUGUAACGCGCUCAUUUCUCUUGUCGGUACUGCUGUCAUUCAUCCGACGUCAAACAAAUCUACUACUGUGUUCAUUCAUAUUCAUUCUGUUGUAUCUGAGCUUUCUUUAAAGCUCGAGUCAUGUGACUUCAUUUUCUUUCAUUCAUUGCCAUCGAAUUGUCAGGAAUUUUGUGACCGUUCAUUCUCAAUAUCCUGACAAGUUUGUGAUUUUUUCAUUGAGACAGUGUUUAUUGAUUAUUUAGUGACAUAUUCUGUUAAUUUAUACCGUUAUUUCUGAAGUUACUCCGAAAUGGCAACCAAAAUCAGUGGUUCAAAUGGAAAUGCCAACAAGAGAGCGAGAUCUGCACGCACAUUUACAGAAAUCGCUAAAGACUACAUUGGCUUGGACGGGGAGGAAGCAUUUUGCAAAAUCGAUCCGACUAGCGAAUGCAAACUUCGUCAACCAAAGCUGGAUGUUGGCAAUUUCAUCCGCCAUUUCCGAUCGCAACACCCGGAAUUAUCUACCGAAUACGGUUUGCUGAAGGAGUUCGAUUCGUCUGCGAAGAAAGCUCGACUUAUCCCCAAGCGUCUGGUUCCAGUUGAUCAUCAACUAUUAGUUGAGUAUGUGAUCAAAAUGAUCGCUAACCGGAAUCUUCCCAUUUCGUUCGUCGAUUGGGAUGAAACAAAACUACUACUGGAUCGAUUGUCCGAGGCUGUUGGACCAGGAAUUUCAUUCAAUGGGAAGAUAGCUAAGAAUCAUCUGCAAGCAGCUGCGGGAAAAGUGAAAAGUGCGAUAGCUGACGAGAUGAAAAAUAAGCUUAUCUCGAUUAAGCUCGACUCCGCAAGUCGCCAUAACCGCCACGUAUUGUGCAUAAAUGCUCAAUAUUGCAUACGCGACGAGAUUGUCAUUCGGACGUUGGGUAAGAUUUAGUUUGAGUAGCUAUGUAAAACCGUUAAUGAAAAGCUUCAUAUUAUAGGUAUACUUGAAAUCAAAGAGAGACAGACUGCCAACUUACUGAAACAAAAAAUAAUGAAUACGUUGACAAGCUACGGAAUGACCCUCGACCAAGUAUUUUCAAUGGUAGUAGAUAACGGUGCUAAUAUGUUGGCAGCCGUCAGAAAACUGAAGGAGGAAUUGGUCAUGUUGUCUUUGCGAGAAGAUGAUGAUAGCGAAGAAAAUUUCGAGUCAAACGACACACUUACGGCCAGCCUGUGCGAGGUGUUCAGAGAGCGAUUAAAUCUCAUCAGGUGUGCGGCACACACGUUGCAGCUAGCUGUUUUGGACGUAGUAAAUAAAAGCAAUGACUCUAUUAAGGAAAUAACGGAAAUAGCGAAAAAAUGCAACAACGUCAAAUACACGACAAAUUUCGGUCAUCACAAUGCCACUUAUCCGCCAACUUGGUGCCAGACGCGGUGGGGCGGCAUUUAUGUAAUGAUAAGCAGUUUCCUGAAGCAGAAACAGUUUUUCGAACAGUUGGCUGAACAAUUUGCAGAACUAGAUCUCUCAAGCCACUGGGAGUUUAUUGAAAGUUAUGCAGAAGCAUUCAAGCCAGUGUACAUAUGCUCUAAAAAUCUGCAGGGUUCACACGUAUCGCUUUCAGAUUUUUAUAUAGCAUGGUUGAUUGCUAUAGGCGAAGUUCGUCGAUUUCAUAAAAAUCCGUUGGCUAUGAAACUCUAUGAAACUCUUCAGAGCAGGCUUUCCAAGCUACGACUGUCUCAAGCUUUCAGAAUGGCCCUGUACUUGGAUCCAAGACUGAAUUUUGUCAAUUCAGCUAUUUUCAACGGCAAAGAAAAGGAGCUUAUUCAGGGUUUCAUCACAGAAACUUGGAACCACAUAUGUCGACUCAAUAAUACUGACGAUAAUGCUGCCUCUUCAACUACUACGUCUUCAUCAUCUGAUGCCAUGGAUGCAAACGAUGGCUACAUCACCGAGCUUUUCGGGGGUUCAAUUGCUGCUGAAAUAGACACAAAUCAAUCAGCAUUCAAACUUCAGCUCAAAGCGCUGGAUAUCGAGCCUCGCCAGAAGCAUAACUUCGAUGUUUGGAAACAUUGGAUCAAAAGAAAGAGUUCGCAUCCUGAACUUUACGCAGUGGCCAAUGUUGUAUUUGCUACUCCUUCUAGUCAGGUAUCAGUGGAAAGGGCAUUUAGCGCACUCGCUCUGGUGCUCUCUAACCAGAGAACAUGCUUGAAGGAAGAGACUCUGGCCAAUAUUAUGAUCAUCAAACUGAAUAAAGACGCCUUCGAUCAGAUACUGCCAAUACUAUAUAAAUGGAAGGAUGUCGCCACCUCGGUGGCAACUGAGCCAUUGUAG
Molecule: messenger RNA, 2334 nt
Organism: Toxorhynchites rutilus septentrionalis
Lineage: Eukaryota; Metazoa; Arthropoda; Insecta; Diptera; Culicidae
Exons: 3
Coding region: 1054-2334 (426 amino acids)
Molecular function (GO): protein dimerization activity
Source: RefSeq, a predicted model, not a curated record